Molecule: messenger RNA, 1697 nt
Organism: Acomys russatus (golden spiny mouse)
Lineage: Eukaryota; Metazoa; Chordata; Mammalia; Rodentia; Muridae
Gene: Ehd4
Product: EH domain containing 4
Exons: 6
Coding region: 34-1659 (541 amino acids)
Biological process (GO): endosomal transport; endocytosis
Cellular component (GO): cytoplasm; plasma membrane
Molecular function (GO): protein binding; GTP binding; calcium ion binding
Source: RefSeq, a predicted model, not a curated record
AGUACUGCGAGCUGCAACUUGGCGGGCGGCGGGAUGUUCAGCUGGAUAGGGCGGCAGGCGGGUGGGCGCGAGCGCUCGGGCGGCAUGGACGCGGUGCAGACGGUGACGGGCGGCCUGCGCUCUCUCUACCAGCGCAAGGUGCUGCCGCUGGAGGAGGCGUACCGCUUCCAUGAGUUCCACUCGCCCGCGCUGGAGGACGCAGACUUCGAAAACAAGCCCAUGAUCCUGCUGGUGGGCCAGUACAGCACGGGCAAGACCACCUUCAUCAGAUACUUACUGGAGCAAGAUUUCCCAGGCAUGAGAAUUGGUCCGGAGCCAACCACAGACUCCUUCAUUGCUGUGAUGUACGGGGAGACCGAGGGGAGCACCCCUGGGAACGCUUUAGUGGUGGAUCCCAAAAAGCCAUUCCGAAAGCUUAGUCGCUUUGGAAAUGCUUUCCUGAACAGGUUCAUGUGCUCACAGCUGCCCAACCAGGUUUUGAAGAGCAUCAGCAUCAUUGACAGCCCCGGCAUCCUAUCUGGGGAGAAGCAGCGCAUCAGCCGAGGAUAUGACUUCUGCCAGGUCCUACAGUGGUUUGCCGAGCGCGUUGACAGAAUCAUCCUGCUCUUUGAUGCUCAUAAAUUGGACAUCUCAGAUGAGUUCUCAGAGGCGAUCAAGGCCUUCCGGGGCCAGGAUGACAAAAUCCGAGUGGUGCUGAACAAGGCUGACCAAGUGGACACACAGCAGCUGAUGCGAGUCUAUGGGGCCCUCAUGUGGUCUCUGGGCAAGGUCAUCAACACGCCUGAGGUACUUCGAGUCUACAUUGGCUCAUUUUGGGCACAGCCUCUGCAGAACACAGACAACCGCCGGCUCUUCGAGGCUGAGGCACAGGACCUCUUCAGAGACAUCCAGAGCCUGCCCCAGAAGGCUGCGGUGCGCAAACUCAACGACCUCAUCAAGCGAGCAAGGCUGGCCAAAGUGCACGCCUACAUCAUCAGCUACCUGAAGAAGGAGAUGCCAAACGUCUUUGGAAAGGAGAAUAAGAAGCGAGAGCUCAUCUCCAGGCUUCCGGAAAUCUAUGUUCACCUGCAGCGAGAGUACCAGAUUUCUGCAGGGGACUUCCCCGAGGUCAAGGCCAUGCAGGAACAGCUUGAGAACUAUGAUUUUACCAAGUUCCACUCACUGAAGCCCAAGCUGAUCGAGGCCGUGGACAACAUGCUGACCAACAAGAUCUCAUCUCUGAUGAGCCUCAUCAGCCAGGAGGAGAUGAACAUGCCCACGCAGAUCGUGCAGGGCGGCGCCUUUGAUGGCACCACAGAGGGGCCCUUCAACCAGGGCUACGGGGAGGGCGCCAAGGAGGGCGCCGACGAGGAGGAGUGGGUAGUGGCUAAAGACAAGCCCGUGUACGAUGAACUCUUUUAUACUCUGUCACCCAUCAAUGGCAAGAUAUCAGGUGUCAAUGCUAAGAAGGAAAUGGUGACCUCCAAGCUGCCCAACAGUGUCCUGGGCAAGAUCUGGAAGCUGGCUGACUGUGACUGCGACGGCAUGCUGGACGAGGAGGAGUUUGCACUGGCCAAGCACCUCAUCAAGAUCAAGUUAGACGGCUACGAGCUCCCCAACAGCCUGCCGCCACACCUUGUGCCCCCCUCUCACAGGAAAUCCAUGCCAAAGGCUGACUGAGGGUGCACGGCUGGGGCAGGAGAGGAGGGGCUGCCUGG